Messenger RNA from Staurois parvus, 738 nucleotides. The record is from the annotation of a GenBank genome assembly. NCBI's taxonomy places the organism in Eukaryota, Metazoa, Chordata, Amphibia, Anura, Ranidae.
GGCAGACUGACUAAGCUCCGAGAACUUCUGCUCAGCUACAACCGCAUAUCUGAGGUCCCUGCAGAAUUGGGUGACUGUGAGAGUUUAGAAAGGCUGGAACUUGCUGUGAAUAAAGACAUUUCUCAUCUACCAGACCAGCUUAGUAAACUGAGACAGGUCACCCAUCUGGACCUAAACAUGAAUCAAUUUUCAGCAAUCCCAACGGCUGUUUUGGAUCUCCCAGCACUGGAAUGGUUGGACAUGGGUAGCAACAAACUAAGUGACCUGCCCAAAGAGAUAGACAAGAUGAAGACAUUACACACUUUGUGGCUUCAACGCAAUAAAAUUUCUGAACUUCCAGAUUCCAUCAGCUGCCUGAAAAACCUCAGUACUUUGGUCCUGACCAAUAAUCUUAUGAAACAGAUUCCACUUUGUCUGCAGAGCUUGCACAACCUUCGGUUUGUAAAUUUCAGGGAUAACCCAUUAGAGCUUCAGAUUACUCUACCACCCAGUGAUGAUGAAGAAGAAGAGGGCGAGAGAGAGCUGUUUGGCCUACAGUUCAUGUAUGUCUAUAUCCAGGAGAUCCUAAAAUGCAACCACUCAGGUGUGUGUGUCCCAAUGGCUAUGGGAAGCAGCCUACAAUUUUAUUGUUAUCAGUCUGUCAUCCAACAUUUUCCUUUUCUAUUUGCAGCCUCACAAAAACAAUGCAAUUUAGGAAUUUUCUAUGUAAAGCUGAACUUCAGGCAAACAUUUAAAUAA